UGUUUGGAGCAGUGAGCCGCGCCGUCAGACCUGGUCACACAUGCCCACCAAGACCACCAUGCCCACCAAGACCACCAAGACCACCAAGAAUACCAAGAAUACCAAGAAUGUGACUGAUGAGCGGCUGGCCAAGUUCAAAAACAAAGGCAAAGAUCCAACUAAAUUAAGAGAGAAAAGAAUAACUGUUAAUGUGGAGUUACGUAAGGCUCACAAAGAUGAAAACUUUAUGAAAAGGCGACACAUCACCCUCUCUUCUCUCCCUGAUGAAGAGGCCUUGUCUCCGGAGUAUAUCACCGAUGACAAGGUCACCUCUUACUCCAUCGAAGAUAUAAUCAAAGAUGUGAACGGUAACAGCAGAGAGGCACAAACUCGGGGAUGUCAGGCGGCCAGGAAACUCCUUUCUCAAGAGCGAAACCCUCCUCUGAAAGAGAUCAUAGAUGCUGGGCUGCUGUCUCGUUUUGUGUCUUUCUUGAGUAUGGACGAUGAGCCCACUCUUCAGUUUGAAGCUGCCUGGGCACUUACAAACAUCGCCUCUGGGACUUCAUGGCACACCCAACAGGUGGUGGAACAUGGGGCUGUGCCAGCCUUCAUUGCUCUUUUGGCCUCACCUCUGUUGCACAUCAGUGAGCAAGCGGUCUGGGCACUUGGCAAUAUAGCAGGUGAUGGGCCACGUUACCGGGAUGUGCUCAUAGACUGUAAUGUAAUUCCUGCACUGCUUUCCCGCAUCUCCCCAGACACACCAGUUGGCUAUCUGCGUAAUUUGACUUGGACCCUGUCCAACUUGUGCCGAAAUAAAAACCCCUCUCCACCCAUGUCUGCUGUGCAGCAGAUGUUUCCCUCACUGAUCCAGCUGCUUCAUCUCAGUGAUAAGGACAUCUUGUCUGAUGCAUGUUGGGCUAUGUCGUAUUUAUCUGACGGUGACAAUGACCGCAUAGAUGUUGUUGUAAAAACUGGCAUUGUCCCUCGGUUGGUUGAACUUAUGGGCCACAAUGAGCUCAGUGUUAUGACCCCAUCUCUGCGCUCUAUUGGGAACAUUGUAAGUGGAUCAGACACACAGACACAAACUGUUAUUGACGCUGGGGUGUUGAACAUAUUGCCCCAACUCAUGAGGCACCCAAAGCCCAGUGUACAGAAGGAGGCCACAUGGGCACUGUCCAAUAUCGCUGCUGGCCCAUCUAAGCAAAUCCAGCAGCUCAUCACUUGUGGAUUACUGCCCCCUCUGGUGGAACAACUGAGAAAUGGAGACUUCAAGACUCAGCGGGAGGCUGUGUGGGCAGUGACAAACUUCACCAGUGGAGGGAGUGUGGAGCAGGUGGUGCAGCUGGUUCAAAGUGGGGCCCUGGAAGCAAUAAUCAACUUGCUGCAGGUCAAAGACACUAAGGUUAUUUUGGUCAUUCUGGAUGCCAUCAACAACAUCUUCAUUGCAGCAGAGAAGCUUGAUGAGACGGAGAAGUUGUGCUUGCUCUUUGAGGAGCUGGGAGGAUUGGAUCGUGUAGAAGCUCUGCAGAACCAUGACAAUGAGAUGGUGUACCAGGCUGCUCAUCACCUCAUAGAGAAAUAUUUUUCAGAUGAGGACAUUGAGACUCAUUCACUUGAAGCCACAAAGGAAGCAUUUGUAUUUCAGAGUCCUGAUGUUCAGAAAGCAUUUGAUUUUUAAUAUUGUGUGUCAUGAAUAAAUUCAUAAUGUACUCAUGUA
Messenger RNA from Boleophthalmus pectinirostris (great blue-spotted mudskipper), 1696 nucleotides. It is a transcript of the gene kpna7, whose product is annotated as karyopherin alpha 7 (importin alpha 8). Gene Ontology annotation, biological process: NLS-bearing protein import into nucleus. NCBI's taxonomy places the organism in Eukaryota, Metazoa, Chordata, Actinopteri, Gobiiformes, Gobiidae. Gene Ontology annotation, molecular function: nuclear import signal receptor activity; protein binding. The coding region runs from base 41 to 1657 and encodes 538 amino acids. Gene Ontology annotation, cellular component: cytoplasm; nucleus. The record is from RefSeq and is a predicted model, not a curated record. The transcript is spliced from 12 exons.